UUGCCGCGUGUGUGUGUGUGUGUGUUUGCUCGUGUGUCUGCGUGCCUACGUAUUGGACCGUGAUCCUUCGUCACUUUGUUGCUUGUGGAAAAUUUGAAAUUGCCUGACGAUGUCCGCGAUAGUGUAUCAAAUUAUCGGGCUGUGCGAAAAUUACACCGAUUCCGUGUGCAAGGUUAUGGUUAGCUGAGCAGGGACGUGUCUCAGUUUAACGAGGAGAGCUUUUGUUCGCUUUGCAGGAAAGAUUCCGUGUUUUUCUUUCUAAUCUCGCAAGAACUUAAAACUUGUUCGCAAGAGCGUACGUCAAUCCAAUUAGUUUUCCAACCGUCGGGAACAGAUUGGCGCGUUAAUUACUUGGGGAAAAAACUCGUGACUUUAGACAAUCAAACUACAGUUAAGAUGAUCGGCUUCUCUGAUGUCUUACGCGGCAAAAAUAUGUAAACUUUUUGUGCGCCAGAGUUUCGUGACCAGGUGCAAGCACGUGUAAACUAAUCUAAAGAGGAAAUAGAAACUUUCUGUUGGAAUUCCAACGGACAUCCACACGUAUUAGUAUAUUAUCAAGAUUACGAUAAGGCUGCAUGCUGAUUUCUUUACUCGAUGCUUGAGUGAAGUCAUCGCCAGUGAAUAACUGAUUUGACGUUUUUAGGUAUAUAUAUAGGGGGAUUAUACGGUUUUAAACCCACAGACAAGUUCCCGCGUGGAACCUGCACCAAAUGCAGCAGAGCUUGCGGAUUAGAAAUCAAGUUUUUACACUGGGAAAAUUUCAAAUCAAGAGUCUCGCCUUGCACACGUGCAAAUUCAGUAAAAGGAUCGACAGUUCAAGAAAAGAAAGAAACAAACAAGAUCACAGACAGCAGAGAUUCGUAUCUAUAGAGCCUGGAGUGUACUGUGGGUAUAGUUAGUCGAACGCGCCUUCCCCCAUCACAAUGAAUACGCUGAGAAGGAAGAGUGGUACUCUGAAGCGUAAAUACGACAGCUGGAAGAGGCACAGUUUCAGCAGCCUGUCGUCUGCACUGUCUCUUUCCGUCACCACGGGUGACGAAGGAAGCAAGUCCGGCACCCCAGAGCACGGUAGCAUCCUUAAAUUCGACUCGCCCCAGGCAAAGGGGAAGCUAGACGCACAGCAUAGGAAGCUAGAAAUGCGCAAGUUGAAGCAGCGAGAGAGGAUCUACUUGCGUAAUUUUUCUACGCCGAGCCUCGCCCACAGGAAGCCCUCCUCGAACGCGUGCAGGGCGACAGAGGAAGCUGCUGCUUGCUGUACGGGGAAGGACGAUGUGCGACUGCCUAGCAGGGCUCCCACUCUAUCUUCAUCCAACAGGUUGCCCGAGGCAGUGUUCGGUGACAGGGACGUGUCAGAGUUCACAGGUCCGUUCAGAGCGACGAAGAUAUGGAAUGACAUCAUAGAGCAUUUGAGGGAGAGGGUCGAGGUCAAGCGAAGACGUCAGAAGGUCAAAUACUUUGAUUGCUGCUUCACAGGUCAGGAUGCUGUCAACGUGUUGCUGCGAUACCUGAUGCAGGACUCGGUCAACUUCGGAUGCGAUGUCUCACGAGAGAAAGCAGUGAAGCUAUGUCAGGCCCUCAUGGACUACAAUGUCUUUGAGCCCGUGUCCCCAGCCUCACCGAUGGACAGCCCCAAGAAAUUCCAGGACAUGGCAACGAAGCUCUACCGGUUUACCGCCACCGAGCAAACGGAGAACAGAGACUCGAACACGCCACACAGACCAGAGGACAGGAUGAGGAUACGUAAAUCUAUCGAACCAGACCUCAUCGACGGCGAGGGAGUGAUUUCUAACCCGAUGGUACUCACUGCCAAUGGUAAGAACGUGCAGGAGGAAUUAGCGAAGGCAGGAAGAGUCUUUAGCGCACCGCAGAAGCGCAGCUGCAGCCAUCGAGAUGAGAUACCAGAAGGGGAACCAACGGCGGUGUCUGAUGCGCAUGCGAGUGCCCAACCCAGGUUGCUGGCGGACGAGGAACACUUUCUACGCAAGUCUAUACGAAGGUUCGCGGCCGUACGAAGCAGCGCGCGCGAGAGUCAGGGCGUCCGCAGAAACAUGAUGAAGAGCACGUCGCUACCAACGGUGCCAUCUAUAGGGAAAAGCCAGAACUACGGGCUUUCCGAUAACGUUGUGGGCGAUGUGUGGCGGGAGAUCUCCUUGCUGCGGUUGCUUCUCGUCGUUGAGAUUCCGAUCAUAGAGGGCAUCAUUCAUGACGAGGACAAGCCUGCACUGCCACCUGGUGGCCACCACUUUGUUGCACCGACCAACGUCAUGCGUAAACACAACAGCUGCUCAGCCGUCACAGACAGUUACCUGGAUGUGUGGACAGAGUCGGCUUUCAGCUGCCUAAACCUCGAAUCGGAAUCCUACAAAAAAACUUUAGAGAAGCCAGAGACAAAUACCAUAGUGAACCAUACGGACUUCAAAAUUCGUUUGUUCAAAGCGGUUGCUAGUUGCUACACGAAGCUGCAAGAUCCACUGAUAGCGGGACGGAUGUUUGAUGUGUUUCUUGUGAUUUUCACCACACUGAUUGAACAGCAAAAGACAGCAUCUGCCAUAGAAGCAUUGCAGUUGGCUGUGCUGCUGUUGCCGAGCCAUCGGAGGGAGCAGCUCAAGCAUCUGUUUGAAUUCAUGAAGACUGUGUCACAGGACACGUUCAUUAGGCUAAGCAAGCAGAUGAGCAACAAGGAAGUUAUGCUGCACACGUUCACGAGCGCCAUUAUCAGAAGCCCACUGCUGUCCAGCCAUCGAGCUGCUACGUAUCUAGGCUUCAUCUUGGAACAUAAUGAUGGUGUCUUCACCGUGCCUUGCGACAUUGAGAUGCAAGUGGAUAGACAGUUGCGCACACUUUCCAGUGGUCUUGAUGCUGCGGUUAUCGAGACGACAUACUGCGAGCAGGUGUCGGAGGAGGAGUUUGAGCGGCAGCGGCAGGAGACGUCAGAGACGGCGCUGAAGGAUCUCGUUAACUCCAUCAUCGACGACGCGUCGACCUCGCUCCGCAGCAAGAAGCACUGGCUGAAGAAGCUGCAGAAGUGCCAUCCGGACAUAUACGACAAGCACUUUGCCGACAUGUUGUGAGAGGGAGAAAAAGAGCGUCCGUUCGCGCUAUGCGGCUACGCUGAUGUUGGUUGAUCCUUCAAGUAAUAUUAUUUUGUUCAUAUAUUUGUAUAUUGGCUAAUUACCCAUUGAUGCUAAGCGGUGUUAUUUUGUGGUUGGGGUAGGUGGUGAAAAUUUUGAUUAGCUGCCCCAACAAUUUGUUCCAAAUCCAAUGGCUCAGUAUUUGUAUAGAUUUCUAAUUUUAUAUAUAUGUAUGUUGAAAAUGGUGACUGUUCACUGUCUCAUUUUGUAGAUAGUGAAAUGUAAAUUGGCCGUAUUUCAUAUCAUCAUGAUCUCGUUUCUACUGUUCGAUUUACAAAAUUAUAAAUAGGAUGAAAACUGGGAUAUUAUGGCAAACGGUAACACGAGUCAAUUAAUACUAUAGUCAUUCCUAUUGUCAUGCUAUCAAGAGCUUAUCAGCUAUUAUAUAUAAUUAAUAAUUGGCAUACUUGAUAGUACCCUUCUCUAGAGAACUGGCAUUGCAUCUGUAAGUUGGGCUCAUAGGGUCUAUGUCCCCCAGGGUACUGCCGGAACGUACCCUGGUAACUAUCUGAUAUGGUUAGGGUUA
Messenger RNA from Priapulus caudatus, 3657 nucleotides. RefSeq names its product DEP domain-containing protein 7-like. The coding region runs from base 924 to 3071 and encodes 715 amino acids. The record is from RefSeq and is a predicted model, not a curated record. Gene Ontology annotation, biological process: intracellular signal transduction. Lineage: Eukaryota; Metazoa; Priapulida; Priapulimorpha; Priapulimorphida; Priapulidae. The transcript has 11 exons.